Molecule: messenger RNA, 7662 nt
Organism: Tyto alba (common barn owl)
Lineage: Eukaryota; Metazoa; Chordata; Aves; Strigiformes; Tytonidae
Gene: ARNT2
Product: aryl hydrocarbon receptor nuclear translocator 2
Exons: 20
Coding region: 274-2436 (720 amino acids)
Biological process (GO): regulation of transcription by RNA polymerase II
Cellular component (GO): transcription regulator complex; cytoplasm; nucleus
Molecular function (GO): RNA polymerase II cis-regulatory region sequence-specific DNA binding; DNA-binding transcription factor activity, RNA polymerase II-specific; protein dimerization activity
Source: RefSeq, a predicted model, not a curated record
AGCUGUUUCCAGAACCUAAAUGGUUAAAGUAGAAAAUGUUAGUAAUUUUGCUGCAAAUAAAUUGAUCAGUAUGCAAGACGGUUGUCACCGGCUGAAUCAUGGUCCACAGUUAAGGUAAACAGAUCUGUGAUGACAUUUUCUGAGCAGAAUACCAAUGCUGCUACAUUUCUUCCCAGAGGUUUCUGACACUUCUUAUAUGCGGAUAAAAUUUCUCUCCAAGAAGGUUUUGUUCACAGGAAAGAAAUAGCAUCUUCGUAAGUCUUCCUUAAAGAAAUGGCAUCAGAUAUUCCUGGCUCGGUGGCCUUGCCUGUGGCACCAAUGGCAAGUGGACAAGUGAGAAUGGCAGGAUCCAUGCCUUCCAGAGGAGGAAAGCGCCGCUCUGGAAUGGACUUCGAUGAUGAAGAUGGGGAGGGUCCCAGCAAAUUUUCAAGGUAUGAUGGUGAUCAAAUCUCUGGUGAUAAGGAAAAGUUUGCAAGGGAGAAUCAUAGUGAAAUUGAGAGACGCAGGAGAAAUAAGAUGACACAAUACAUCACCGAACUGUCUGAUAUGGUACCCACUUGUAGCGCAUUGGCUCGUAAGCCUGACAAGUUGACAAUUCUUCGGAUGGCCGUUUCACACAUGAAAUCAAUGAGGGGCACUGGAAACAAAUCUACUGAUGGAGCUUACAAGCCUUCAUUUCUUACAGAACAGGAACUGAAACAUCUUAUCCUGGAGGCUGCAGAUGGAUUCCUGUUUGUAGUUGCAGCUGAGACGGGAAGAGUCAUCUAUGUAUCAGAUUCUGUGACUCCCGUGCUGAACCAGCCACAGUCUGAAUGGUUUGGAAGCACUUUGUAUGAACAAGUUCAUCCAGACGAUGUGGAAAAGCUGCGAGAGCAACUAUGUACAUCUGAAAACUCUAUGACAGGACGAAUCUUGGACUUGAAGACUGGAACAGUAAAGAAGGAGGGUCAGCAGUCCUCCAUGAGAAUGUGCAUGGGAUCAAGGCGCUCUUUCAUUUGCAGGAUGAGGUGUGGAAAUGCUCCUCUGGAUCAUUUACCUCUGAACAGAAUAACCACCAUGAGAAAAAGAUACAGGAAUGGUCUUGGCCCAGUAAAAGAAGGUGAAGCACAGUAUGCUGUAGUCCAUUGCACUGGAUACAUCAAGGCUUGGCCACCAGCAGGAAUGACUAUACCAGAAGAAGACGCUGAUGUGGGACAAGGUAGUAAAUAUUGCCUCGUGGCAAUAGGAAGGCUUCAGGUGACUAGUUCUCCAGUGUGCAUGGACAUGAAUGGCAUGUCGGUCCCAACUGAGUUCUUGUCUAGGCACAAUUCUGAUGGAAUCAUCACCUUUGUUGACCCAAGGUGCAUCAGCGUCAUUGGCUACCAGCCCCAGGAUCUUCUGGGGAAAGAUAUUUUAGAGUUCUGCCAUCCUGAAGAUCAAAGCCAUUUGAGGGAGAGUUUCCAACAGGUUGUGAAACUGAAAGGUCAGGUCCUGUCUGUGAUGUAUCGUUUUCGUACCAAAAACCGGGAAUGGAUGCUGAUCAGAACGAGCAGCUUCACAUUUCAGAACCCUUAUUCCGAUGAGAUCGAAUACAUCAUCUGCACCAACACAAAUGUAAAACAACUUCAGCAGCAGCAAGCGGAACUUGAAGUACAUCAGAGAGAUGGACUGUCAUCCUAUGAUUUAUCUCAGGUGCCUGUUCCAAGUAUACCAGCUAAUGUUCAUGAGGGUGGAAAAUCUGUGGAAAAGCCUGAUGCUAUCUUCUCCCAGGAGAGAGAUCCUAGGUUUGCUGAGAUGUUUGCUGGAAUAACUGCUUCAGAUAAAAAAAUGAUGGCCUCAGCAUCCACAGCAGGAAACCAGCAGCUUUACUCCCAGGGAAGCCCAUUUCAGCCAGGACAUUCGGGAAAGACUUUCAGUUCAUCUGUGGUACAUGUGCCUGGUGUGAACGACAUACAGUCAUCUUCAUCAACAGGCCAGAAUCUGACACAGAUAUCUCGCCAGCUAAAUCAGAGUCAAGUUGCCUGGACAGGAAAUCGCCCACCAUUUCCAGGACAGCAAAUUCCAUCUCAGUCUGGCAAGGCACAGUCAUCUCCCUUUGGGAUUGGGACAAGUCACACCUACCCAGCUGAUCCAUCGUCAUACAGCCCCCUUUCCAGCCCAGCCACCUCUUCUCCAAGUGGGAAUGCCUACUCUAGCUUAGCAAACCGAAGUGCAGGGUUUGCUGAAGGUGGCCAGAGCAGCGGCCAGUUCCAAGGGAGACCUUCCGAAGUCUGGUCCCAGUGGCAGAGCCAGCAUCACAACCAGCAAAGCAGCGACCAGCAUUCGCACCCGCAGCCCAGUCAGACCGAGGUGUUCCAGGACAUGCUGCCAAUGCCGGGGGAUCCGACACAGGGUACUGGCAAUUACAACAUUGAAGAUUUUGCUGACCUGGGCAUGUUUCCACCAUUUUCUGAGUAGCUUGCGAAGCAGAAAUGGAAGUUCUUCUCCAAGAAGAUUCUGUAAUUUUGGCUCUGCUUUUUCUGUGUUGCAUCUCUGUAGAAGCUACUAAACCAGAAGACACAUUUCUCAUGUUUCAGAUAGUGGUGUAGGGCUUGCUCUCUCCUCCUUGGGGUGCGCCAGUGCCAACAGAGGAGCUCCAGCACUUGUUAGUGUUCAUUGACAGCUCCAUUUUUAUUUUUUAUUUUAUUUUAUUGUCAUCUACCUCAGAGAUGAAAAACUUUGCUUGAUUUAAAAAAAAAAUCUCUGAGUCUUAAAUAUUUGAAUGUGAAUGAUACCUAAUAUUUCCUUUGAAUGGUAAUUUUUAAAUAGAGAACGAAGUAACAAAGACUAACAGAGAAAAGGUAAGGUAAUGUCUUGCUACAGUGCCUACCGCUCAAUUUCGAUGCCUUGCUUUAAGCUUAAGUUUCUGGAAGCAGGUACAAUAUUCUGUUUUCUUUGAUUCUUGUAGUUUUUAGGUCACUUUAAAUGUGAGAUUAAGCAACAUCGUGUAGGCCUCUCUCACCAGAAGAUUCAGCUCCGCCUUUUCUAACUUAAACUUGAAUGUGUGUACAUUUUGGUACUUUAUGUAUAUCUUGUGCUGUAUGAAGUGAUUUCCUGUACUGGUUUCUUUUGCCUUUACAAAGGGUCCAUUCUGGAGUGUAUUGAAAAGGUUGAUGAUAUAUGUGGAGGAUUUAGAUACUGUGGGAGUCUCCAUCACUUCACAUAGGGUGUUCUUACUUUUAAUUCAGGUGGUUCUCUAUUCAGAACAAACAUUUACUUACAUAAGCUAUUAGUCUGUUUUUGCACUGAAUUGAGGCCUAUAACUCUAUACGUUUCUCACUGGCUGCUUUAAUUUCUAUUGGUUUUGCUUUCCCGAAAAUACUGCCUCAUAAAAAAAUGACUGUAAACACAUCAAGAUUGCAUUUUCUAUAUUAGCUGCAUUUCCUUUCUGUGAAGUACUUUUUUAUACUGUGAAACCUCACAUUUUAACAGUGCAAGGUGGUGGCCUAUUAAAUCAUUCAAGCUCAUUUGCUGCAAGCAGUGAGAUGGUUUUGUAGUGUAUAAUUUUUUUAGAGUGAGUUGGUAAUAGAUAUCAGUUGGACUAUUGUCCACACAGUGAUAACUUGAAUGUUCGCUUGGGUUCCCAAGCAAUCACUUCUGUUAAACCCUGUUAACCCUAUUCUGUUAAAUAUGGGAUUUUCAGCUUACCAAGUACUUUGAGGACUCUUGACUAUGCUGAAUGCUAUAUGCUUUUCUGCAGAGGUAAGUUAAUCACCUUCCUCUUGGGUGAGUCACCUACCAUAUGGCUUCAUCAGAAAUGUGGUAGAUAGUUUUUUAUUCAGUAUUUCAUUCACAUGACAAGUUACAGGCACUGGGUUGUAAGGUCAGCGUUUUUAUCCAGGUCAUUUCUUCUGGGAUGGGUGGAGAAGGAAGUGCUCACAAAGGAUGAGUCCAGAGCUCCUGCGUGCAGGUUGUUCAUAACCUUAGAGGUUGGAUGGUGGUAACCAGCCUUUGGAGAGGAGGAAGGGGGCAGCUUCCCUCACCCUUUGCAUAUUCAGGGGCCAUCACAGAUCUUGAAACAGCAACCCCAGGGCAUAGCCCCCAUCUAGAAGAUCUCAAUGUCCGCAGCAAUUCUUAGACUUCACAGCACUGAGGUCUGCCUUCUCAUAGCUCCUCUGGAAUUCUGGGGUGCCUCCGACGGGAGGCACCGUGCACAUCACUGCAGGCCAUAUUGUCAGGGUAAUACCCUGAAAAACAGGCGGGCCCCUGUCCUGCAGCUUGCUCUGGCCACACAGCUUUCAUGCUGACAAGCAGUGCAGGUGGCUGGGCUGCAGCAAAUGUGACCUCGGGACGCGGCUUUAGCAGUUAGCUGUAUGGUGUUCCCAUCUGAAUUUGCUUUCUUGACCUCCUCUGAGAACAGCAUGUAGUUUUCAAUAUCCAGGAAGAGUUCUUUCUACUUUCUCUCGCUAAAUCUGGGACCAAUCUCUUCCCCUAUGUGCAAGUGGGGCUAGGGGCUCUUUUUUUUAGGAAAUUUUUUUAUAUCUCUAGAUGCAGUACCGGAGAGGGCUCAGAACUCCUGGUCUGUACUUGCCUCACCAAAAUCACACUGCGAACAAAUGAAAAACCUUGUGUCUAUUCUCUCCCAGAGUCUGGGAAAAUACCUUCUUAGGUGAGCAAGCCAUGUGCUUACGCACUACUCUUCUAAAUCCAUGGAUGUUUAUUCUCUUGGAGCCUUCUCCCUUUCCGCUCGUGCUGCUCAGAUGAAUGACUGCUCAUUGCAUUAGACAGGCAAAGCUCUAGAAAUUCAUUGAUGUCUGUAAAAGGUGCCUGGAUGCUGCGCCGGCUGAGCGAGGUCAGUGUCUGUAGAGCAGGGCAUACUUUUAAACGGGACUAAUCACGAGGGAGAGAGCAAUAGAUGAGUAGUUUAUAUCUCUGCACAGAAGACAUUUGACGUGAUAAAUGUCAGUUCUUCUAACGUUUUUAAAAAACAUUGUAAAGUGAAAAAUGAAUUGAAAAAAAUCCAUUCCUUUGUUUUAUUUUACCCAACAAAGUGCUUGAAGUAUGUUUAUAGUUUACUUUUGUUCAUGAAUUCAAUCUAAAAAGAGGUUUUUUAAAGUAAUUUUCUUUCUCCGAAAAUCAGCGAUUACUUCCUCAGUGUGUCAUGGUUUUUAUACUACUGUAGAAGUCUUCUUGUGUACAGAAUUUGGUUGUGCAGUUAGAGUUGCACUGUUAGCAGAAUUUCAAGCACAUCUCUUUUUUUGUUACUGUUUUUUAAAUACAGUAUUAUUUUUUUUUUAUAGCAAAUAUGCCUGAGGUAUCAGAGCAUGGACUGCUUCUCACCUGGUAGACCACUCCUACCUUUCUGGUUGGGAAAGGGGAUGGCUACUCUGUUAUGGGGCAGUCGGGACAGUGCCAGGUUUGGGUUUUCCCUGUGAGCCAUCAUCAUUCCCCAUUUCUGUUCUGCCAUCCCAGGCCAGCGCUUUCUUCUUGGCGUUUCCUCCCCUCCCGUUCCCGGCCACCCCAUCUCUGCAGCCCCUUCCCACGCCCCAGUGGGAGGCAGGCGUUGGGUUGCCAUUCCUGAGCCAGCAAGGAGGGAGCGCUUAAUGAUCUUAAAGUUUGGCAACUUUGUGCUUCUGACCGAGCAAACGAGCAAAGUUCAGCUAUUUGCUACCGCGGCCGGGCGUCCUGCGCUGCCCUCGCCGUCUGCUGCCGUCGUGUCAGUGGCUUGCUCCGCUGAAACAGCCUCGUCCCAGGUCUUGUGGCUGAAAAAGCUGCGUAGCGUUGGCUGUGCUGUAUCUUUUUGUCGCGUGUUUGGUUACUAAAGCAACUUACUUAUCCUAUAGCUGAAGUUGUCAAGUGCAUUUGGAAUGCUAAUGUUUUUAUUACGUGCCGUUGGUGUAGCUUUGCUGGCACUUUGGCUGCCGGUUUCCAGAAUUUUACAGGUGGUGGAUUUCUUGUUUCUUUUGUGGUUUUUUAAGCUGGAAAUAAAGCUGUGAUUUCUGAUCAAACUGUGUUGCAAACACAGUGUUUCUUGAAACUGAAUCUUUUGGUUUUUAAACUGAUGGAGGACGAAACUGCAAAUAGUAAUGGUCUGAGUGAGUUAUUUCAAUGAGCGGGCAUGUAGACUGAGAAGAUUUUUAGAUACUAAAAUAUUUAUAUUCAUUUAUUCAGACAAGCAAUCCUGUGACACAAGAGGAACUCCAUCACAUUGCUUGUUACAAGCGCUACUGGCAGUACCUAUGGUGAUGCUUUUAACCAGAUAGUUCCAUUUGUAGCUUUGUUGCCUUUUUUUUUUUCUUUUGAAGUACAGUAUGAAACUGUAAAUACUUCUUGCAGUACUGCCUUUUUAACUCUUAAUUACUUUUGGCACAGUGUUAAAUAGUGUUGGAUUUACCCAAUUGCUAUGACAUAUAUUUUUAUACAUAGGUGUACUCUUUUUUCGAGAAUAAUACAGCCAUUUUGUCAUUAAUGCCUUAUCAGUGUCAUACUGCUGUUGCUCUUUGUUUGCAAGGUAUCGAGUGGACUAAUUUCUAGUUCAGGUAUUUUCACUUUUCCUGGCAGUGCUCAAGUUUGGCUUCAGGUGAUUUUUGCCAGAGUCCCAUUUUUCACAGUUGUUAGCUGUGAGAAGAGGAGAAUGUGGGCUUGGUUUUGUUUCUAUUAAUGGAGCAAAGAGAAGGCGAUGGCAUCUAAUUGUCUGUAAAAGGUCAGUCUUUUCCUACUCUAAACCAGAGUGCAUUUCACGGAACUGAUGACUGUGGGCACUGAUUACUUUGUGUAGAUUAAUGGUCUUAAAAAAAAAAAAAAAAAAAAAAAAAAAAGAAACAGAAAAAAAGAAAAAAAAAAAAGAAAAGAAAAAAAAGAAGCAAAAUAGAACAACUCCAAAAAUGGGCUUCUGUCAUUGUUAGGCACUUGGUUACGUAUCUGUUUAAACUCUUCAUAUUGAUGUGAAAUUGUGCUGUGGAUAAAGUGUAUUUUGUACUUCUGAAUGUUCUAUAUUUAUGACUAACAAGUACAGAAUCAGUUGUGUGUAUGUAUAACUAAUAACUGCCUUUUUAAAUUUCAUUAAAAUAAAAAUGUCAUGAACUGUUGUUAAUUCCUGUCUUUCUGUAAAUAAGUAAGAUACGCUAUUGGGAAUCAUCAAGUAGGAAAUAACCCUGAAUUAUAAAUUCAUGCCAAGAAUCAGAAGAUUGGGUAUUGAUCUUUGUCUUUGGAAUCUCCCCGUCCAUGAGCACACAGCAUAGGAGAAGUUCCCCUUUUAUCUGUCUUGUAUAAAGGCUGUCCAGAUGGAGCGGGAGAGGAAUGGUAGUUUGUGAUCUCAACUUUUAAAAGAAGUUCCAGAAAAACAUUAACAGCCCUGUUCUGCUGAUGACGCUGAGGUGUGUGAAUCAGUAUCUGUAUUGUAGAGGGUUUCAUUUGAGCACAAUUGAUUUAGAAUUAAUUCAUAGUCUGUAGCAGUUUUUAUUCACUCCCUGGGGUGGUAACACAGUGCAUUCUUUGUUCACCUUUUGGUCUCAUUGUUCAAAGUUUAAAAAUACUUGUAUCCUUCCCACAAACAUUCUGGUGACCUUUUCAGACUUUCUUAUGUAAAGUGCGUUUGCCUUUCACUGUGGUUCUUGAUUGUAUUUGUACUGCAUUUCUUUGUUGACUUGAUAGUUUGUGAGUGGGAUUUACCUUGCUAAUAAAUCCAAAAAGCUGAUGACUGGA